Messenger RNA from Lindgomyces ingoldianus, 1140 nucleotides. RefSeq lists its product as uncharacterized. NCBI's taxonomy places the organism in Eukaryota, Fungi, Ascomycota, Dothideomycetes, Pleosporales, Lindgomycetaceae. The coding region runs from base 1 to 1140 and encodes 379 amino acids. The transcript has 11 exons. The record is from RefSeq and is a predicted model, not a curated record.
AUGCCACAGACCUGGAUUGGGGGCUCCCCGACCAAAUUCCCCAAACUCCCCAGCCCCAGUUUCCAGGCGUUUCAGAUUCCCAGGACCUGGUCUGACUGGAUGCAAUGGCCCCCCUCCAAGCAGCAUUGGAAAGUCGUUGUUUCUGAAAGGGCGGGAGCGAAUGAAAUUAUGCGAAAACGGCUCCAUCUCGCCAUCGACUAUGCCGAAGGCGAGAACGAAGAGAAACUUGAGGCUCGACGGCAGAAGCGCGGCCAGCACGCUCUCGUAUUGAAGGAAGCCUGUCCUGUCAGCCCUGUCAAAUCACCCGGUGGAUCGGGAUUGGAGGAUGUGGAGAUGAGGUGGUCAGAGGGAGGGGUGAUGGGCACCAUCCAUGGAUCGCACGAACAAGCAACGGAAGCGACAUUGCAGGAAAUCUCGUCUCAACUCACCCAAUCGCGCCUCCGCCAUUAUGAAAAGAAGCUGAAAAGCCACCAAUCCGGAUUUCCUAUUCGUCCACCUUUCCUAAAUGCAUCCGCUUCACGGCCAGAACGUGAGAUGCAAGCGGCUACAAUUUUAUUAGGUUUUUGUUUUGAACAGCGCAAGCGAUCUGAUAUGAUUGAUAAAAUGUUGGCGGCUCACAGUGAGUUCGGGGGUCAUCGCUUGCUCUGUGUUAGGAAAAGAUCCCACGAGAAAUGGACUGGAAAAGCGAAAGAAUGCCCGAAAGCCAUCCAGCCCAGCACGAACAUGUAUUGGAUUGUAAAAGCCAUCAAGGCCAAAAAAGACAUAAAAAUCCAAGAAACCGGCCCAGCGAAUCGGCACCCGUACCGCGCGCUUCAGCCAAUCCAAAGGGCAUUAAAAUAUAGCUUCUUAUUCCUAGGGAUCCUAGCCCAACGCAACGAAGGUACAGUCGCCAGCGAGUCCGACCGGCUCGGCUAUCUGCUGUCAAGCCCACGACAUUGGUAUUUAGAAUUUGGAAAGCUGGGGCUGGGGCUAUGUGGGGACGGGGUCAUUCAUGCGGCGCUGACGGUGAAGCGGUUCUUGGGUUUCUUAGAGUUGGGUUUGGGGAAUGCGAAUGGAACGAACUGGAGUAAUGACUUGCGCGCAACGUGUUCAGCUGAGAUGUGCAACCUGGUUGUUGGGCCUGAAGGAUCUGCACUUUAG